AUGGAAAGGGAAAUAGCAAACUUUGAUAAACUUCAGUUGAUCGCCUCGGAAUCCAUAGGUCCGUCCUGGGUUUUGGAAAGAGUUUUCGCCGUAAAAACUAGAUUCAUGUGCAUGGGGGUUAUGGCAAAUAGAGUGGAAGCCUUCGAAAAAUACCUAGCAAAUUUGAGCGUUGAGAAAAUGGAAAACACGUUUUGGUUCAAACUUUUCUAUGAACAAAUCAUGAAUUGCACUUUCUGGAAUACGAGCGGCACCAUGCAAAGAUGUAAUUUAAGUAAGAAAAUAGGCAACGCAUUUUUGGGUAAUGAUUUGUACGAGGUUGCUGAUAAAGUUAUUGAUGCGGUAUAUAUCUUUGCUCACGGUCUCCACAAGAUCCUUGAAACCAAUUGCUCAAACAUUCUCUUCCAAAGUUGCAAAAUACCAGGCCAGGAAUUACUCACCGUUAUUCGUAACUCAAGUUUUUCGAGUGCUGAUGGUCGAACAGUUUAUAUGGAUAAUAAAGGCGAAGUAAACGGAGGAUAUACACUUUAUUACGCCACAUCCGGUGAAAAGGAAAGUACACACAAGCUUAUAAAUAUAGGUCAAUGGCAAGAUCGACUAAAUAUGAAUUCCACUGCAAUAUCAAAUUUGAAUUUAUUCUCCGUCAAAGCCCAAUGCUCUGAACAGUGCAAUGAUGACCAGAUUCAAGAACGCAUCCAUGGAAAACCGAUAUGUUGUUGGACAUGCGUAAAAUGCCCAGAAGAUUCCAUCGUUAUGAACAAAACAUCUUGUCAUGCAUGUGCACCGGGAUUUUUGGCCGACACAAAAAGAGGCAGAUGUGUAAAAAUCCCGGAAAUCUACUACAGUCUUGAGAAGCGUGUGUCGAAAUUUCUAGUUGUUCCUCCGCUGCUGUUUUCAUUUCUGGGAAUACUAGGUGUCAUUUUCACAAUGUGUAUAUUCGUCAGAUUCAACAGCAAUCCUCUUGUCAAAGCUUCUGGGCGUGAACUGUGCUAUUUGUUACUGACUGGAUUGUUCUUAUCUUUCGUGUUUCCAAUCGUCUCUAUCUUAAGACCAUCACGCUUCAAGUGCCUUGCGCAGUUCUUUCUUGAUAGCCUCCCAAUCACAAUAUCGUUCGUGUCAAUCGCAGUCAAAACCAAUCGCAUUUUUCGUAUCUUUGAUAAAAAUCGAAGACUUAACAACCGCCCAUUAUUCAUGCGUCCAUUACAUCAAAUUAUUUUAUCAUUCUUGUUCAUCUUUAUUCAAAUUCUGAUCUUGCUUAUUUUGGUUAUUGCGCAGUUUCCUGAAGAGAAUUUAGUCUAUUUCUCAUUGACAGAAGUGCAUCUUGUAUGCAGCACAUCGAAGGUCCAACUCCUCUUGUCGCAUCUCUAUAAUCUAAUCCUGAUUGUUAUAUGUACAUACUACGCCUUCAAAAUUAGGCACGUUCCAGUUCCAUACAACGAAGCAAAAAUCAUUGCGUUUGCAAUGUAUUCAUCUUGUUUGAUCAUCUUCUCAUUUAUAAUUAUGUUCGCGGUGGCUGCAAGUAGAGGUGCAGAUCGGAUAUUCCAAUUAGCUAUCCAUUCGUACCGUGUUGUGUUAAUUGCGAGCGUUAUUCUACUGUGCUUUUUUGGUCCAAAAGCCUAUUUAAUUCUUUUCCACAAUGGGUGCAUUCCGAGCACUUGGUUGUCAUCUAAUCAGGAUAGCAAAACUGGCUCCACUAGGCGGCGCGAUGAAGCUCACUCGAG
Molecule: messenger RNA, 1718 nt
Organism: Paramuricea clavata
Lineage: Eukaryota; Metazoa; Cnidaria; Anthozoa; Malacalcyonacea; Plexauridae
Source: the annotation of a GenBank genome assembly